GCGCAUUGUGAGAGACGAUCGAGACAGCGGAGAGAGGAGGGAGGAGGGGGCGGAUCGGCGAAAUCCAGGGAGAAAUCCAGAGAUGGCGCUGCUGAAGCGCAGCAGUCCGAGCUCGUUCUCGCCCGUGAGGUACAUCAGCCUGCCGGGGCUGGUGAUCUGGGUCAUGGUGACGUACAUCGCGGUGGAUCUGGGCAUGCACUUGUCGAGCUCGGAGCACGGGCGCGUGCACAAGCAGGUGAUGAAGGAGCUGCAGAGCUCGCUGGCGUCGAGGUUCGCCGAGAAGGCGGCGGCGGAGGACGAGAGCAAGCUGCUGCGGCUGGACGGCGAGGAGGACGAGGCGGCGCGGUGCAACAGCGUCGAGGCGCACAUGGACGUGUUCGAGGGCCAGGCGCGCAAGCCCCAGGACCCGUGGAAUCAGCUGAAGUGGGGGCUGCCGCCCGCGGACUGCCGCGUCAAGGGCCACCUGAUCGAGCGCCUGGACCCGCUGAACAACUACCGGCGCGGCGUGGCGCUGGGCUUCACCACCGACCUCGACGACAAGACGCAGAUCGAGCACUGGUUUCUUGGCACCAAAGAGGAUUUGAAUCAGGCGCGGCGGCGCGUCUUCAUCGACCUGGGCGCCAACUACUUCACGUCCAGCGUCAUGUGGUUCAUGCACCGGUACCCGUGCGAUUUCACCGAGGUGCACGCCUUCGAGGCCGAUCCGACGCUUUUCAAAUUCCCGCCCGGCUGGGACGAGGAGCGCAACUGGGUCGAGCCCGAGCGCCACGGCUGGGCCAAGAUCAAGUCGCGCGCCGGGCACGUCCCGUCGUGGCUGCUCAGCCGCAUCCGCUACUACAACAAGUUCGCGGGCGUGAUCGACAACGCGUCGUCCGUCAACAUCACCCGCUUCAUGAAGCACGAGCUCAAGCUCAAGCCCGAGGACACGGUGAUCGUCAAGAUGGACAUCGAAGGCGCCGAGUGGCCCAUUCUCCGCGAGUGGAUCCAAGACCCCGACAUGCCCAAGCUCGUCGACGAGCUGUUCGUCGAGCUGCACUACUGGCAUCCCGACAACAACUGGGAGUCCGUCAAGCAGUGGACCCGCGAGGACGCCACCAGAAUGCUGGCAGAUCUCCGACUCAAAGGGUUUUACGCUCAUUAUUGGGAUUAGCCGCCCCGUCGCCCUCUGCAGAGAGCCCGCACGCCAUUCCCAGCGCCUCCAAUGGCCGUGCUAACAUUCCCUUCUCAUCCGCCGUGUCUUCCACGAUUUGAUUUGUCUGGUCUUGCCCAGAUGAUGGUUUCCCGAGGUUCGUAGAAAUCCGGUUUCCUUCGGGGAUUGUUUUCGGAGAAGGGGUAGGUCAAAGGCGACAACGCUUGUGAGUAGGACGACGAAGAGAACUGAAGGACCUGCCCACCCACCGUUCACAGGACGAGAGCUCGAAGACGAAAACUUGUCGAUGUGUGUAAAUUCUAAUGGACUCGACAAAUCUUGCAGCCGGUGAGAGAUCCCAGGAUUCAGUUCCUGUAAGUUUGACGAUAAUUCGCGAGCCUGUACAUUAAGUUUCGAGACCAGGUGAGAAUUUGGAGCUUUGAGGUGGUUUUGGUUUCCACUUUGUCCGGUUUAUCAGAUCCGUAAGAAGAUCUUGCUCUAGGAUUGUGCAGGAACUCAUUUUCCAGAAGUUUUAGUAAACUGAAGCCACACCAAUUCUCUC
Molecule: messenger RNA, 1691 nt
Organism: Marchantia polymorpha subsp. ruderalis
Lineage: Eukaryota; Viridiplantae; Streptophyta; Marchantiopsida; Marchantiales; Marchantiaceae
Source: the annotation of a GenBank genome assembly